This is a messenger RNA of Python bivittatus (Burmese python), 4903 nucleotides long. The record is from RefSeq and is a predicted model, not a curated record. Lineage: Eukaryota; Metazoa; Chordata; Lepidosauria; Squamata; Pythonidae.
AUGGAGAACCCUGAGGCGGCCGCCAACGGGGGCUCCGCUUCGAACCCGCCCGCUGCCUGCCUGGGCGGCUUACGCAAAGGAGCGAGGAGAGCCUGUGAUUCUGAGGAGAAACCGCUGAUCAAUCCUAAGGCGGCAGCGGUGGAGCAGCCGUCGCGCCCGCGCUCUCCUCAGCCACCCGUGCGGUUUUCGUCUUCGGGCUCCGAGGAAGCGGCGCCGGACCACCCGGAAGGGGCCGAGCGCCGCAAGCGAGCUCGAGGAACAGGCAGCGGGCUGAGCAGUGGGGCCGCCUCCGCCUCCUCCGGCGCCGCCCGCGGCUACGAGGUCGUCCGCGAGCUGGGAGCCGAGGAAGUUCGCUGGUUCUACCGCGAGGACCGCAAGAGCUGGAAGCCGUUCAUCGGCUACGACUCGUUGCGCAUCGAACUGGCCUAUCGCGCCCUGCUGCUCCUGGACGGCCAGGAUUCGUCUAGCCCCACCGGUAGGCCUGAGAACCUCGCGCCUUCUUCGAGCAUCCUGAUCCCUGAGCCGGUUUGUGUCCGCGGCGGCCUCUACGAGGUGGAUGUAGUCCACGCCGAGUGCUACCCGGUCUAUUGGAACCAACCUGAAAAGAUUCCUGUGAUGCGUGGACAAUGGUUUAUUGAUGGCACAUGGCAACCACUAGAAGAAGAAGAAAGUAAUCUGAUAGAACAGGAACAUCUCAGCUGUUUCAAGGGGCAACAAAUGCAGAACUUUGACACAGAUGUGUCAAAACCCGUAGAUAGAAAAGAGGUUAUCAACUACCUCCCUCCCUUCUCCCUCCAUUCUCUGUUCAAAUGGAGAGGAUAUAACGAGAAUGCAGAGGCGGCAGGGGUUAAGCGCAAGUGGUCUGAAGCUGUUCAUAGUUUGAAGCUGAGUCGCAACCAUGUGGACUGGCACAGUGUCGAUGAGGUAUAUCUGUAUAGUGAUGCAACAACUUCGAAAAUCGCAAGGACAGUCUCUCAGAAGCUAGGUUUUUCUAAAGCUUCAAGUAGUGGGACCAGACUUCAUAGAGGCUACGUUGAAGAAGCUACAGUAGAAGACAAGCCUUCUCCAACAACUCACAUUGUAUUCGUUGUGCAUGGCAUUGGACAGAAAAUGGAUCAAGGAAGGAUUAUAAAAAAUACGGCCAUGAUGCGGGACACUGCAAGAAAAAUUGAAGACAAAUAUUUUAGCAACCUUGCAACUCAUGUUGAGUUCUUGCCAGUAGAAUGGAGAUCUAAACUUACACUUGACGGAGACACUGUUGAUUCUAUUACCCCAGAUAAAGUUCGUGGACUAAGGGAUAUGCUUAACAGCAGUGCAAUGGACAUAAUGUAUUACACAAGUCCCCUCUAUAGAGAUGAGCUGGUAAAAGGCCUUCAGCAGGAGAUGAAUCGUUUGUACACACUUUUCUGUUCCCGGAAUCCAGAGUUCACAGAAAAAGGUGGAAAGGUGUCUAUUGUAUCACAUUCCUUAGGUUGUGUGAUUACAUAUGAUAUCAUGACAGGAUGGAAUCCAGUCAGGCUCUAUGAGCAGUUACUUGAGAAGGAAUAUGAUGACCUUGAGAACACCUGGAUGAGCUAUGAAGAGCAGCAUUUGCUAGAAGAAUUUUACUUAACCAAGAAACAGUUGAGGGAGAUAGAAGAUAGAUUGCAUGGACUAAAGACAUCAACUAUAGCCAAAACACCUGCUUUAAAAUUCAAGGUGGAAAAUUUCUUCUGUAUGGGAUCUCCAUUAGCAGUGUUUUUGGCCUUGCGUGGCAUCCGUCCAGGAAACAGUGGAAGUCAAGAUCACAUUCUACCCAGAACAAUUUGUAACCGGUUGCUAAACAUUUUUCAUCCAACAGAUCCAGUGGCCUAUAGACUAGAGCCUUUAAUUCUGAAGCACUACAGUAACAUUUCUCCUGUGCAGAUACAUUGGUAUAACACCACAAAUCCACUACCUUAUGAACACAUGAAGCCAAGUUUUCUCAAUCCAACAAAAGAAUCUACCUCUGUCUCUGAGAAUGAAUCUCUUCCAACAUUACCCAGUCCAACAACAUCCCCUGUCAUGUCUCGGCGGCAUUAUGGGGAGUCCAUAACAAAUAUAGGCAAAGCAAGCAUAUUGGGGGCGGCUAGCAUUGGAAAAGGGCUCGGAGGGAUGCUGUUCUCAAGAUUUGGACGUUCCAGUGUGCCCACCUCACAAGUGCCUGAGCCAGGAAAAGAAGGAGCAGAAAUGGAGGACAAGAAGUCCACUCUGAGUCAGGCAUCAGUCGGGACUCAGACUUUUCCACACAGCAGUUCCGGCUUCCUAGAUCCAACAAUGGAGCUGGAGCACCGGAUCGACUUUGAGCUCAGGGAAGGCCUGGUGGAAAGCAGGUACUGGUCUGCCGUUACAUCGCAUACAGCUUACUGGUCAUCAUUGGACAUCGCUCUCUUCCUUCUUACCUUCAUGUACAAGCAGGACCAAGGGGAGGAUGGCAUCAAGUCCCACUUAGACCCUGUUUGAUUUGGGAUGAGGUGGGAAUUAGGAAGGAGCGGGAAGGGGAGAAAGGAUGAAACAUGACAAUUGGCACAAAAACAGUCAGACAACAUCUGUUUUUAAGGCAUGGUGGUUUCAGUUUAAAUGCAUGUCUGGUUUUCUUCCUUCCAAGAUUAUUUGUCCUUCAGUGCACAUAUCCAUUUCUGUGCUAAUUGAGGCCUUCUUGAAAGAUCAUUCUCAGCUCCCACCCUUCCAGCUAUCAAACAAGCCAGCAGUAGUUGUUUUAGCAUCCAUGUAGAAUAACAUCUUUGCAGAUUAACAUAUCUGUUUAAGAGUAGCUGCUUUUUUAAAAUACAGAGAUUAAUCUGCUAUAAUGGAAUUUGUUUUCAUUUAAGAAAAAUGCCUGCAAACCUAAAACAGCCAUGUUCUGUGUCCUUUGUAUUGGUAAUUAAGAAGCAAGUGGGUACCAUUGUCCUAAUCUAAAGUCUGUUGCCCUUGAUUGUAUUGAAAUUCCAUCAAGUAAGCGGCAGAUUCAAAGGGUACAACACAACUCAUUCCAUAUAUUAAAACUGGCAAGCAGACAUGAAUGUUUGGAAAUAUUGUAACAAUAAUUUAUUAUUACCUCUUACUAUUUUGUUUUCUCCAGUGUAUUAAAAAUGUUACUUUUCUACUGUUUUUUCCCUUUUUGUUUUCUUUGAAGCAGGGGAACAUAAUUUUAAAAAACCACAUUUAUUUUCUACAGUGUUAAGACUUUAUUCCUCAGAUGACAUAGGACAUACCUUUGUACUAUUUCAAUGGAGCUAUGGACACUGUGGCACACUUUUCAGUAUUUUUUUCAUUAAAAAUAAACUUUUGUGAUAUCACACAAGCAUUAUUUGUUAAAUCCUGUUUCUCCAAGAUCAGUCAGGCUCACUCUGUCUUUGAUUUUGGCAUAUGUUCAUUUUGCUGUCUUCCCAAAUUGCAAAAUACCUGCACUCGACAUCUUGGAGACUAAGUAGUGGAAAAUAAGUCUUAAUUUGCGGUUCCUCAAUAUCAAGCAGAUUCUUAAGAUGAGUGUGUGACUUUGAACAGUUAGACCAUUGUUAAGAUCCUUUGAUACAAUGAUGCUGGCCAGGAUCCAAAGAAGAGGCAUUCAUACUCAACGUAUUUUUCUCUCAGCUAUUCAGGCUGUAAAUGAAGCCAUCUGCUUUUCAAACUGCAGGGUGUUUGCUUCUUCACAAGGGCAACUGCUUCAGUCCAAAACAAUAAAAGUGCUUCUUCCCUCCUCCUUCAUUGAGACUCUCAGUUCAUUCCCCCACAUGCAUGCUCCUUCGCUUCACAUGCACAGUUAUCCCUAAAUCCAUAAAUGUGAUACUGUAUGUACUUGAUUUAUAUAUGAAUUUAGUCUCCAUUCUUCUUGUAUAUUCAGGGGGACUUGGAAAAUACAUUGAUUAAAAUUCAGAAAAACAUAAAAACAGGUUCAAUGAUAUAAUUACCAUCACUACUUGGACAGAAGAUUCUAAAUCAUAGACCGAAAAGCCAUUACUCAAAACCACAGAGCUUCCCUAAGGAAUGGCCUCCACAGAGUCAUGCUUGACUCUCCACAGGGACAGGGAUCAUGUGGUUACAUUAUGUGAAUUGGCAGUUAAUGGCGCUUGUAGUAGUUUAUGUGAGGACACCAGCACUCCUCCAUUUCUGCCAUAGUAAAGGGCAGGCGUUUAAGUAGCACAACUUCUUCCUUCAAGAGUUAAAUGCUUCAUGUGUGCUGGAACGUUAAAUUGGCUUCAUUUUCCAUCACUCUGGAAUAUUAUAGUCAUGACGUUACUAGAGUCCAUCACUCUAGUAAUCUUAUGAAAGAGCUUAGAUUCCUUUGAAUCCUUCCGGGAUCUCUAUCUCAGUUCCUAAGAUAAUUUUUUUUUCUGGAGUCAUUUUGCAAGAUGAAGAUGCUAGAGACUGAUAGGGGAGUGGCUUAUGGGACUAAGAUGCCCCAUAAGUUUUCUAUCUCAGUAUCACCCAUAAUAAUACAUAAGGGAGGGGAAAAACAGUAAAUGAAAGCACUAUUGAGUAUGUUCAAAGUCCAUUUAAUCUUACCACUAACUAAAUAGAAUCCACAGUCCUCAGGAACUAGAGCCAGGAAUAUAUAACUUGGGUGUGUGACAUGGUGCCUCUCAAAGGCCCUCCAAAAAUCUGCAGCCAAAUUUUGGUGACACUCAAAAAAUGGUAGCAGGGAAGCUUUCACUUUUCUGCGAUGAGUUGCCAGGGACCUUAAGCUCACCACUACCUCUUGUCCUCCUCCCCACUCCUGUUUUCACAAUUCCUGCCAUUGCCAACUUUCCUUUGUUGCACCUUCUUGAUCUCUGACUAUCAUGGUGUUCACCAGCAUCAAGUACUCUAUGAUCGUUUAGCCAGCCAGCCAAGUUUCAGGGCUUCUGUUUUUUUUGCUUUUGUUUUUUGUUUGUUUUUGUUUUUA